Molecule: messenger RNA, 315 nt
Organism: Aspergillus versicolor CBS 583.65
Lineage: Eukaryota; Fungi; Ascomycota; Eurotiomycetes; Eurotiales; Aspergillaceae
Product: Dabb family protein
Exons: 2
Coding region: 1-315 (104 amino acids)
Source: RefSeq, a predicted model, not a curated record
AUGGCUCCCAUCGAACGAAUCACUCUCUUCAACAUCCCCGACGAAGCUGCCCGGGACCGCGUUCUCGAGCAAUACAAGAUCCUCGCAAAGACCGCUGUCAAGGACGGAAAACCAUACAUCCUCGCCGCAGCAGCAGGCCCGUCUUUCCCGGACCCACGCAACAAGGGAUUCAAUCUCUCCGUGAAGACGACGUUUGCUUCCAUGGAGGACAUGAAGUACUAUGAUACGGAAUGUGAAGCGCACAAGGCACUGAAGGCGAUCGCGGGACCCGCAAAACAGGAUGUCCUGACAACCUUCUUUGAGAGUGUGCUUUGA